Messenger RNA from Etheostoma cragini (Arkansas darter), 1004 nucleotides. RefSeq lists its product as uncharacterized. Gene Ontology annotation, biological process: autophagosome assembly; autophagy of mitochondrion; cellular response to nitrogen starvation. Gene Ontology annotation, cellular component: cytosol; autophagosome; autophagosome membrane. Gene Ontology annotation, molecular function: ubiquitin protein ligase binding; GABA receptor binding. The record is from RefSeq and is a predicted model, not a curated record. NCBI's taxonomy places the organism in Eukaryota, Metazoa, Chordata, Actinopteri, Perciformes, Percidae. The coding region runs from base 248 to 601 and encodes 117 amino acids. The transcript is spliced from 5 exons.
CUCGUCUUUGAUUGGUCACAAAUGCAGUGGGUGGGCGUUGCAGUGUUUGUUGUUUUCGUUCCGCGGAAUGAGUAGACCAGUCGACAUCUUUAAAAUUAUCGCAUUCCUGUACGUUAUGACUGUUUUUUUGCGCUGAUAACUGUAACCCAGGACAUUAUUGUUGAGAAACUUGACGGCAUAAGGAACCAUUGGACUACAUCUCGAUUUGUCGUGUUUUGUGUCAAACUUGUUUUUGUCUUUUGCAAAGAUGGGCAGUCAGUACCAGCGCUCAGUAGCACUUGAGGUGAGGAGAGCAGAGGGAGAGAGAGUUCGGGCCAAGCAUCCAGACAAGAUACCGAUCAUCGUGGAAAGGGCCCCGAGGUCACGAGCUCCUGAACUGGACAAGAAGAAAUAUCUAGUGCCCUCAGAUCUAACAGUGGGCCAGUUGUGCUUCCUGAUCCGCCAGCGUGUGUCUUUGAGACCCGAAGAAGCACUCUUCUUCUUUGUCAACAACUCCCUCCCCCCAUCCAGCUCUCCUCUCUCUGCUGUAUAUGAGGAGCACCAUGAAGAGGACUUGUUUCUCUACUUGACCUACAGUAAUGAGAGUGUGUACGGUGCCUGAGGGAGGACAAAAGACUGGAGAAAGCAAGAGAGAGAGAGAGAGAGAGAGAGAGAGAGAGAGAGGGGGAAUGAGACUGUCGGAGGGAUAAAGAGUUAAAGCUGUUUGUAAUGCUUCCCACCACUUUCAAUCUCUAUAUUAGUUUUGAUAAGUAGCUAGAGUACAUGGUGGAAGAAAUGCUUUGCAAAAGGAAGAGGGGUCAGUAUUUUGGGGUGAGCAAAAUGCGUUUUAGAAUAGACAAGGGUUGAAAAGAAAGAAUGAAAGCAUCCAUCGCAAAAGGAAGUUAUUGAAAUUCUGUUGACAGAUCUCUCAUAAUCUUUCUCAGUCUGCUGUAUUUAAUGCAAAUAGUUUUUUUGUAAAUUAAUAUCAUAAACCUUUGUGGAAAAUAAAGAUGAAAAUGCAUACA